Nicotiana attenuata is the source of this 2589-nucleotide messenger RNA. RefSeq names its product homeobox protein knotted-1-like 3. The transcript has 6 exons. Gene Ontology annotation, biological process: regulation of DNA-templated transcription. Gene Ontology annotation, cellular component: nucleus. The record is from RefSeq and is a predicted model, not a curated record. Bases 754 to 2028 code for a protein of 424 amino acids. Lineage: Eukaryota; Viridiplantae; Streptophyta; Magnoliopsida; Solanales; Solanaceae. Gene Ontology annotation, molecular function: DNA binding.
UUAGUCCACGCUUAAAAUCACAAACCUCUUUCCCAAGAUUUAGGUACCACUACUGAAUUCCCAUCACCAAUUUUCCGACCUUUUUUCCGUUCACCGGAAAUCAACCUCCGACAUCUUUUCCGGUGAACCCCACCUUCUUCCUGUUGACAGUACAUUCAUCUGUUCUGGUCCCCUAUAUGUGCACAAGUAUAUAACAAUACAUAAUACACAUAACCACAGACAUAUAUUCACACCGAAGCUUCCUUUUUUAUCUCCAUCUUUCUCUUUCCCUCUUUCUUCUGCCCAUUGCUCAAAAAACUCCAUUUACAUAUAUAUUAUUCACACUCUAUAAAUACUUGCUUUCUUCAAUAUUGAGUUUUCUUCUUCUUCUGCCUUUUCUUUCUCGACCAGCAGCCUUUAUAUGAUCCUGAUAAUCAGUACAGUAUAUUGUUUUUCCUGAAUCCUGUACUUAGGUUUCUGAUUAUUCUACUUAACGUGUAGUCCAAUUCGUAUUCUGUUUAUUUUCGUCUCGAAAUAAAUAGGGUACCUAUAACCUAUUUAGUCGUUGCACUUUCUAAAACUGCAGACCUGUACAAGACCUCAAAUUUCAAUCAUAUAUUUGUGGAAUAGGAUUGUUAGAUCAAUUUCUGAAACCAUACAGUGAACAAUUUGUUACUAGUAGAGUUGGUUUAGUUGUUUAUAUAUACAGAUGUCAACAUCGUUGUGAUUUGUGAAAUGGUGUGAGUAGAGGUUGGGUUUCGAUAAAAGUUGAUAAUGGCGUAUAAUCCAAGUCAUAUGUCACAAGAAAUGGAUAUGCACCAUUUCUCUGAUGAAAAUUCAGCAGUUUUACGGAGUAUAUUACCGGAACAGCUAGCUCAGUCCUCGCCGGACGUUAAACCGCUGGACCACCAGCAGCCGCCGACGUGGCUCAACAGCGCAAUCCUCCGACAGGAAAGUCAUUAUACCGGUACCGGUGGUCGUGGUGCCGGUGAGAAUUUCCUCAAUUUGCACUCAAACUCGGAGUUGUCGGCGGCAGCUUCACAAGCCUCAAAUCAGUGGCUAUCGAGGUCGAUUUUACAGAGGAACGUAAGCGAUGUCAAGACAUCCAAUAAUUCAUCAGCCGUAAUGGCCGCCGCGGAUUUGAAGAACGACGACGGGAAUAAUAACAACGAUAACGGGAACAACAACGCCGGCGGUCAGUUAACUGACAGUGAAGUCGUCGGUGGCGGCGGCGGCGGGACCGACGGAAUUCUCAAUUGGCAAAAUGCGGGGUAUAAAGCUGAAAUUUUAGCACAUCCCUUGUUUGAGCAGUUGUUAUCAGCACACGUGGCGUGCUUGCGAAUAGCGACGCCUGUGGAUCAGUUGCCGAGAAUUGAUGCACAGCUGGCACAAUCACAGCAAGUAGUAGCGAAAUAUUCCAGCCUUGGACAAAAUAUUGGUGAUGAUAAGGAACUUGAUCAGUUUUUGACACAUUACGUCCUGUUGCUUUGUUCCUUUAAAGAACAACUACAACAACAUGUUCGUGUCCAUGCAAUGGAAGCAGUCAUGGCUUGCUGGGAGAUUGAGCAGUCAUUGCAAAGCUUAACUGGAGUUUCUCCAGGAGAAGGUACAGGUGCUACAAUGUCUGAUGAUGAAGAUGACCAGGUGGAUAGUGAAGCCAAUUUGUUUGAUGGAAGUUUAGACGCUCAUGAUGGCAUGGGCUUUGGUCUUCCAACAGAGAGUGAGAGGUCAUUGAUGGAGCGUGUGAGGCAGGAGCUAAAGCAUGAGCUGAAACAGGGUUACAAGGAAAAACUUGUGGAUAUUAGGGAGGAAAUUCUGCGAAAGAGAAGGGCAGGAAAACUCCCGGGCGAUACUACCUCUGUCUUGAAAGCUUGGUGGCAAUCACAUGCGAAGUGGCCAUACCCCACUGAGGAAGAUAAAGCUAAACUGGUACAAGAAACAGGCCUUCAACUAAAGCAGAUAAAUAAUUGGUUCAUCAACCAAAGAAAAAGGAACUGGCACAGCAAUCCUUCCUCUUCUACUACUUCGAAGAGCAAACGCAAAAGGUGAAACUGCAAAAACUAUCAUACAAGAGAGAAGGUAUAAUCAACUUAUUAACAAGCUUCCUUGGAUAUUUUUGCUCGUGCGUCCAGCUCAAUUAGCAUAUGUGAUAUUGGUUACUAUAUAGUAUAUACAAAGAGGAUCCUUGAUUUGGCUGCAUCCAAGGAGUGAUUCACUUAAAACAACAGGUCAGUUAUUUCUCAACUGCAGAAUAACUGUUAAAAACAGGUGCUACUGCUUACAUGAUGAGCAAAGGCGCGCUAGUGGUUUAUCGUAUAGUCAGAUGGGGAGGGAUGAUGAUUAAUAUAUAUCAAUCAGCUCCGCUUUAAGAUCACAAAGUAGUUGGGAUUGAUAUGAAUCGUCUAUAUUCAUUCUGCGUGGAUUGAAUGGGCGGAAAAGUCAGUGACUCAUUGCUGAUAUUACAACAUUUUUGUUACUAUUUACAGUAUUUUUGUAUGGGUUAGAUGUGGGGGUGUACAGUUGAAUAAGCUCGGCUCCAUCAAUAACUUUUCUUGUAGCCAUGUAAGAUUGACAAAAUGUGUAGGUUUUCUUAUCGCUAUAGUUGGCUCA